AUGGCGGAGACCGCCGCCGCGACUCCGCCUCCUGCUCCACCGCCGGCGACUCGCCCGAAGCUGUCAGGUGGGCUCGAGCCGCUGGACGCGCGCAUCAAGGAGCUGACCUCGUCGCAGGGGGAGCUGCUGGCCAGGAUCCAGAAGCUCAAACAGGACGUGCAGAAAUGGCGCUCCAACGUUGAGGCGCAGGUCAAGACCUGCCACAACGAGCUUGUGGAGGUGAAGGAGGGGUUCGCUUCUGAAGUGCAGCACCUAAAAUCCGACAUCAAGGAAAUCAGGUCUGCUCUCCAGGAAGAGAAGGCAAGCUCGAAAACGGAGCAAGCCGGGAAGACACAAGACCAGGUACUCAAGACUGGUGAUGAACAGACGGAGCAACAAACUGCGGUGCAAGCAUGAAAUUUGCGGCCCCUGAUUCAAACAGAACUUGUGCUGGUGGAUGUUCAACUUACUCCUGUGGACCACCCAGAAAAAGUAGGUAAAUACAUAGUACAUUAGAUCAGGAGGGGUAGAUACAUAUAUGAACUCGCUUGCACAUCUCGCUUGCGUGCCACAUGCCACUAUACCAGCAUCAGCAAACUGAAGUGCAUAGGUUUCAAAACCCUGUAAGAGUGAAACGUCUAAUUGCUUAUUUUGUAACAGUUCUAUAUACCAUGUAUUUUGAAAAGGUACUUGAAUUAGAGAAA
Triticum aestivum (bread wheat) is the source of this 683-nucleotide messenger RNA. RefSeq lists its product as uncharacterized. Lineage: Eukaryota; Viridiplantae; Streptophyta; Magnoliopsida; Poales; Poaceae. The record is from RefSeq and is a predicted model, not a curated record.